AUGGUCAACUCCUGUUGUGGCUCUGUCUGCUCUGAGGAGGGCUGUGGCCAAGGCUGCUGCCAGCCCACUUGCUGCCAGACCACCUGCUGCAGGACCACCUGCUGCAGGCCCAGCUGCUGUGUGUCCAGCUGCUGCAGCCCCAGCUGCUGUCAGUCUGUGUGCUGCCAGCCCCCCUGCUGCCGCCCCAGCUGCUGCCGCCCCAGCUGCUGCAUUUCUAGCUGCUGCAGGCCUUCCUGCUGCCGCCCCAGCUGCUGUCGCCCUAGCUGCUGUGUGUCCAGCUGCUGCAGGCCAUCUUGCUGCAUCUCCAGCUGCUGCCGCCCCUGCUGUAGCAGUUCCAGCUGUUGCCGCCCCAGCUGCUGCAUUUCUAGCUGCUGCAGGCCUUCCUGCUGCCGCCCCAGCUGCUGCAUUUCUAGCUGCUGCAGGCCUUCCUGCUGCUGCCCCAGCUGUUGCCAGGCCACCUGCUGCCGCCCCAGCUGCUGUAUGUCCAGCUGCUGCCGCCCCACCUGUUGUAUUUCUAGCUGCUGCAGGCCUUCCUGCUGCCGCCCCAGCUGCUGUGUGUCCAGCUGCUGCAGGCCCCAGUGCUGCAUCUCCAGCUGCUGCCGAUGCAGUGCUGUUGUAGCCCAUGCUGCUGCCAACCAUGCUGCUGCCAGACCACCUGCUGCAGGACCACCUGCUGCCAACCCUGCUGCUGCCAAACCUGUUGUUGUGGCUACAACUGCUGCUAGACCACCUUCUGAUGUUGGAAUGCUGCUGCACAUCAGGACAGCCACCUCUCCGCAGGGUAUAAAAGCAGACAUGGGCAUAAAGUCCAACCCACCUUCUUGCAAACACUUACAGACCUUCCAGCCUCUGACAAGAUGCAGUGCUGUUGUGGCCCAUGCUGCUGCCAGCCAUGCUGCUGCCAGCCAUGCUGCUGCCAGCCAUGCUGCUGCCAGCCAUGCUGCUGCCAGCCAUGCUGCUGCCAGCCAUGCUGCUGCCAGCCAUGCUGCUGCCAGCCAUGCUGUUGUGGCCCAUGCUGCUGCCAGCCAUGCUGCUGCCAGCCAUGCUGCUGUCAGACCACCUGCUGCAGGAACACCUGUUGCUGCCCCUGUUGCUGUCAACCCUGCUGUAGUGGCUGCAACUGCUACUAGAACACCUGCUGGAGAAACAGCUGCCUUAUGGACACCUGUUCUUCACCAAUAUGCCCCAUGCUUCAUACUCUUGGCCAUUCUUUCCCAUUCUUCUCUCUAA
This is a messenger RNA of Cricetulus griseus (Chinese hamster), 1230 nucleotides long. NCBI's taxonomy places the organism in Eukaryota, Metazoa, Chordata, Mammalia, Rodentia, Cricetidae. The record is from RefSeq and is a predicted model, not a curated record.